Messenger RNA from Oryza brachyantha (malo sina), 2553 nucleotides. RefSeq names its product phenylalanine ammonia-lyase. Gene Ontology annotation, cellular component: cytoplasm. Gene Ontology annotation, biological process: L-phenylalanine catabolic process. The record is from RefSeq and is a predicted model, not a curated record. The transcript has 2 exons. Gene Ontology annotation, molecular function: ammonia-lyase activity. Bases 142 to 2247 code for a protein of 701 amino acids. NCBI's taxonomy places the organism in Eukaryota, Viridiplantae, Streptophyta, Magnoliopsida, Poales, Poaceae.
GCCACUAUUUAAGCGCCCCCUCCGCCUCCAUUUCCCUCCAAGAAGAGCUCACCACCUUCUCCUGCUCUUCUUCGGUAUCAGAUCCUCUCCCUCCUCCUCCUCCUCCGGUCCCCGUUGCGCACCACCACCACCACCGUAGCAAUGGCGGGCAACGGGCCGAUCAACAAGGAGGACCCGCUCAACUGGGGCGCGGCGGCGGCCGAGAUGACCGGCAGCCACCUCGACGAGGUGAAGCGCAUGGUGGCGCAGUUCCGCGAGCCGCUCGUCAAGAUCCAGGGCGCCACCCUCCGCGUCGGCCAGGUGGCCGCCGUCGCCCAGGCCAAGGACGCCGCCGGCGUCGCCGUCGAGCUCGACGAGGAGGCCCGCCCCCGCGUCAAGGCCAGCAGCGAGUGGAUCCUCAACUGCAUCGCCCACGGCGGCGACAUCUACGGCGUCACCACCGGCUUCGGCGGCACCUCCCACCGCCGCACCAAGGACGGCCCGGCCCUCCAGGUCGAGCUCCUCAGGCAUCUGAACGCCGGAAUCUUCGGCACCGGCUCCGACGGGCACACGCUGCCGGCGGAGACGGUGAGGGCGGCCAUGCUGGUGCGCAUCAACACGCUCCUUCAGGGGUACUCGGGCAUCCGGUUCGAGAUCCUCGAGGCGAUCACCAAGCUGCUCAACACCGGCGUGACCCCGUGCCUGCCGCUCCGCGGGACGAUCACCGCGUCCGGUGACCUGGUGCCGCUGUCCUACAUCGCCGGCCUCAUCACGGGCCGCCCCAACGCGCAGGCCAUCGCCCCCGACGGCAGGAAGGUGGACGCCGCCGAGGCGUUCAAGCUCGCCGGCAUCGAGGGCGGGUUCUUCACGCUGAACCCCAAGGAGGGUCUCGCCAUCGUCAAUGGCACGUCCGUGGGGUCCGCGCUGGCGGCCACCGUGAUGUUCGACGCCAACAUCCUGUCCGUCCUCUCCGAGGUGCUGUCCGCCGUGUUCUGCGAGGUGAUGAACGGCAAGCCGGAGUACACCGACCACCUGACCCACAAGCUGAAGCACCACCCGGGGUCGAUCGAGGCCGCCGCCAUCAUGGAGCACAUCCUCGCCGGCAGCUCGUUCAUGAGCCACGCCAAGAAGGUGAACGAGAUGGACCCGCUGCUGAAGCCGAAGCAGGACAGGUACGCGCUCCGCACGUCGCCGCAGUGGCUGGGCCCCCAGAUCGAGGUCAUCCGCGCCGCCACCAAGUCCAUCGAACGCGAGGUCAACUCCGUCAACGACAACCCGGUGAUCGACGUCCACCGCGGCAAGGCGCUCCACGGCGGCAACUUCCAGGGCACGCCCAUCGGUGUGUCCAUGGACAACGCCCGCCUCGCCAUUGCCAACAUCGGGAAGCUCAUGUUCGCGCAGUUCUCCGAGCUGGUGAACGAGUUCUACAACAACGGGCUGACCUCCAACCUGGCCGGCAGCCGCAACCCGAGCUUGGACUACGGGUUCAAGGGCACCGAGAUCGCCAUGGCCUCCUACUGCUCUGAGCUCCAGUACCUCGCCAACCCGAUCACCAACCAUGUCCAGAGCGCUGAGCAGCACAACCAGGACGUGAACUCGCUGGGUCUCGUCUCGGCCAGGAAGACCCUGGAGGCUGUGGACAUCCUCAAGCUGAUGACCUCCACCUACAUCGUCGCCCUGUGCCAGGCCGUCGACCUGCGCCACCUCGAGGAGAACAUCAAGACCUCAGUGAAGAACUGCGUCACCCAGGUGGCCAAGAAGGUGUUGACCAUGAACCCCACCGGCGACCUCUCCAGCGCCCGCUUCAGCGAGAAGAACCUCAUCACCGCCAUCGACCGCGAGGCCGUGUUCAGCUACGCCGACGACCCGUGCAGCGCCAACUACCCGCUGAUGCAGAAGCUCCGCGCCGUGCUCGUCGAGCACGCCCUGACCAGCGGCGACGCCGAGCCGGAGGCCUCCGUGUUCUCCAAGAUCACCAAGUUCGAGGAGGAGCUCCGCUCGGCGCUGCCCCGGGAGAUCGAGGCCGCCCGCGUGGCCGUCGCCAACGGCACCGCCCCCGUCGCCAACCGGAUCGUCGACAGCCGGUCGUUCCCGCUCUACCGCUUCGUCCGCGAGGAGCUCGGCUGCGUAUUCCUCACCGGCGAGAAGCUCAAGUCCCCCGGCGAGGAGUGCAACAAGGUUUUCCUCGGCAUCAGCCAGGGCAAGCUCAUCGACCCCAUGCUCGAGUGCCUCAAGGAGUGGAACGGCGAGCCCCUGCCCAUCAACUAAGCCCGCCAUUGCCAUACACCAUCCAGGAGGAGAGGAGACUAAAAAUAAAAGAAAACAACCGCUUCGUGUACCUUCAGAACCAACCCUGUAUUUUCUUCGUUCAUUGCGUGGAUCUCCGUGUUCUUUGUGUAGCUGCUCUGCUCAGCCUUGCCAGCCAUGGCGGCCAAAGCUCGCAGCUUUUCUAAGAUAUUGCCGUUAAAGUUGUAUUUUGGGGUGAAGUAUUGCUACUCGAUUCCAUCCUUAAAAGUUGUGAACUGGUGAUAGAAAUGUUUUGAUCCUAUAAUACAAAUGUCUUCAGCUUAACUG